UGCGUACAACUACGGCAAAACGCCUCAGUGUGUGGAAGUGAUGCUACACAUAUAGGCACACCUGCUCCGUUGCACUGACAGUCCAUGAGUUUUUCUCAAAAUUGAUAUUCUCUAUCACCCUGCCAAACCACGGGAUGCCGUUAAAUUACGCGUCCGAGGACGGCUUAAAUGAUUUACAAGUUCUUUAGUCGUUAAUUAAACGCACAAAAAUGAAAAGAACAACUUCACCAAACAGUUUAAGUACAUGCGAGGUGCAUUCCCAGGUUUUCCUGUGAUGACUGUAUGAAUGCACUGAAAUAAGAAGUCCUGCACAUUGACAACCCUAUUUGGAGCACCACUAUCUCUCCGCGCGCGUGGGAUUCAAGCAGUAGCCAGGCGCGAGACAUCUGAGGAAUUACAUCUUCUCUUCUAAAAGUCAUUCACAGAUGUUUUUCGCUGUUCGUGCGUGGACCGUGGACUUUUUCAUGGACAUGGAUCGUUUUUUCUAGUUGGAUACCGACUGGUCACUACGUGAAGCAGUUUGAUUCUGGGAUUUUCUUCAGUCUGCACGGCACUUCAUCUCCUCCAGUAGUGAUGCCGCUACGUGACGGGAAUUGAGAGUUCCUUAUUCACUGAGAAAUCCGAGCAGACCUUGCAGAUCUUUGAAGAGAGUGCAACACCUACUCUGAGUAUGGACUUGGCAAGUGAGACCCAUGUUCUGGUGGUUUUACUCACCUGCCUAUUCUUGAUGUGCCGGGCUCAAGAGAAGGACUACACAGUAAAAGAGGAGCAGCCGGAGAAUGUGCGCAUCGGAAACCUGCGCAAAGACCUAAACUUGAACCUAGAUCCAGACAUUAAACUGUCUUCAGCGCUGCAGUUUAAACCUGUCUACAAGACAGGUGAUGUGCCUUUGGUCAAGGUAGAAGCCAGCACAGGAGAGAUUUUCACCACAGCCAACCGCAUCGACCGUGAGAAACUCUGCUCCGGAGUCUUCAACGAGAAACGCUGCUUUUACGAGAUCGAGGUUGCCGUGCUACCAGACGAGAUUUUCCGACUGGUCAAGAUACGCUUCCUCAUCGAAGACAUCAACGACAACGCCCCACUCUUCCAAUCGACGGUUAUCAACAUCUCCAUUCCAGAAAACACAGCCAUCAACAGUCGCUACCCUGUCCCUUCUGCAUUUGACCCUGAUAUAGGAAUCAAUGGGAUUCAACACUACGAGCUUGUCAAGAGUGUGAGCGAAUUUGGCCUGGACAUCAUUGAGACGCCUGAAGGAGACAAAUGGCCUCAACUCAUAGUCCAGCAGAGUCUCGACCGGGAGACGAAAGACACCUUUGUGAUGAAAAUUAAAGUUGAGGAUGGUGGCACACCUCCAAAGUCCAGCACAGCCAUUCUGCAGGUGACUGUCUCAGAUGUGAAUGACAAUCGGCCGGUGUUCAAGGACAGUGAGGUGGAGGUAAACGUUCCUGAGAAUGCCCCAAUGGGAACAUCUGUCACUCACCUUCAUGCCACAGAUGCUGAUCUGGGGUCCAAUGCUCAGAUUCACUUCUCCUUCAGCAACCAAAUCUCCCCUGCCACCAAACGACAUUUUGCUAUUGACAGCACAACUGGACUGAUUACCGUCAAGCAGCCAUUGGACAGGGAAGUCAACCCAGUGCACAAGCUUAUAGUGCUGGCCAGUGACGGAAGCUCUACCCCUUCAAGGGCUACAGUGAUAGUCAACGUAACAGACAUUAAUGACAAUGUCCCCUCUAUAGACACCCGUUAUAUAAUUAAUCUAGUUAAUGGCACUGUGCUGUUGUCUGAAAAUGCCCCCCUUAACACAAAAAUAGCUCUAAUUACUGUGACAGACAGAGAUGCAGAUCUGAACGGUAAAGUAACUUGUUACACUGAUCAUGAUGUACCUUUCAGACUGAAGCCGGUCUUCAACGACCAGUUUUUGCUUGAAAUUGCCGCACCUUUAGAUUUUGAGACCACUCGCGAGUAUGCCAUUAGGAUAGUCGCAUCUGACUCUGGGAAACCUCCUUUAAACACUUCGGCAAUGGUUCUGAUUAAAAUCAAGGAUGAGAAUGACAAUGUCCCAGUUUUCCCUCAACCUGAAAUCCAGUUGUCCAUUCCAGAAAACAAUGACCCCGGCACACAGUUGAUAAAAAUCAGUGCAACAGAUGCCGAUAGUGGUUCUAAUGCCCUUAUUAUUUACAGUCUUGGGCCAGAUGCUCCUGAUGGGUUUAACAUAGAUCCCCGGUCUGGUAUCCUUUCUGUUGUCAAAAGGCUGGAUAGAGAGAAGCAGGAGAAGUAUUCAUUCACAGUCAUUGCCAGGGAUAAUGGUUCCACCGCUCUUCAAAGCAAUGUCACCGUAAAGCUAAUAGUCCAAGACCAAAAUGAUAACACUCCGUCCUUUACCCACUCCGAGUACAACUUCUAUGUGCCUGAGAACCUGCCUUUGUAUGGAACAGUUGGUUUGAUCACUGUCACGGAUGCAGAUGCUGGCGACAAUGCAGUCGUCACCCUCUCGAUCAUAAAUGGAAAGGACAAUUUCAUUAUCGACCCAAAAACCGGGGUGAUUAAACCAAACAUUACCUUUGACAGGGAGCAACAAAGUUCCUACACAUUUGUUGUCAAGGCUGUGGACGCAGGUCAAAUGCAAACCACCUCAUAUGCCCAGGUCACCAUAAACGUUGUUGAUGUGAAUGACAAUCGACCAGUGUUUGUCAUCCCGUCCUCAAACUACUCCUAUGAUCUAGUACCUUCAACCACCAGCCCUGGAUCUGUGGUGACCAGAGUGUUUGCCAUUGACAAUGACACGGGUAUGAACGCAGAGCUGCAGUAUAGUAUUAUUGGAGGGUCGCCGAGAGGAUUGUUUGCCAUUGACAAAACGACGGGCAACAUUACUCUGCAGGAGAAGAUUAUAGGGACAGACCAAGGUCUCCAUAGGCUAGUGGUAAAGGUUAAGGAUUUGGGACAGCCUGAGUCCUUACAUGCAAUUGCCCUUGUUCAUUUGUUUGUGAAUGAUACUGUCUCCAAUGCCACGUUCAUCCAGGAGCAACUACGCAAGAGUUUGGAGACUCCCUUGGAGCGGAACAUUGGGGACAACGAUGUGACACCCCAGACCAAUGGCUAUGUGAUUGUCGUUAUUGCCAUAAUUGCUGGGACUAUGACUGUUAUCUUGGUGAUCUUUGUGACUGCUCUGGUACGCUGUCGACAGACACCGAGACACAAAGUUGUCCAGAAGAGCAAGCAGAGUGGUGAGUGGGUAUCACCAAACCAGGAAGGUCGGCAGAUUAAAAAGAAAAAAAAGAAGAAGAAGAGGUCUCCAAAAAGUUUGCUGUUGAAUUUCGUAACCAUCGAGGAAUCCAAGUCCGAUGACCCUACCCAUGAGCACAUCAAUGGCACCUUAGACCUCCCCGUUGAACUUGAGGAGCAGACAAUGGGAAAGUACAACUGGGCUACCACACCGACUACCUUCAAACCUGACAGUCCUGACUUAGCCAAGCACUACAAAUCCGCUUCCCCUCAGCCAACAUUCCAGAUCAAACCAGAGACCCCUGUGGCUCCCAAGAAGCAUCAUGUCAUCCAGGAACUCCCGCUGGACAACACAUUCGUCGUGGGCUGUGACUCACUAUCCAAAUGUUCCUCCAGCAGCUCCGAUCCCUACAGUGUUUCAGAAUGCAGCUGUCAAGGGAGCUUCAAGGCACCUGGACAAAUCCACACCAGACAGAACCAGAGCCAGACCCCAGAUAAAACAUUCUCUAUUGUCCCAGCCACGUGCCCUCACAAGCAGACCCAACGCCGCGUGACCUUUCACCUCCCGGACGGUUCUCAGGAGAGCUGCAGUGACAGCGGGCUUGGAGAGCAGGAACCCAACAGCGGUGCCAGCACCACCCAGCCUCUGCCCUUGGGCUUCCCUCAGGAAGAGUACUAUGAACAGACCUCACCGAACAGCCGCACUGAGGGUGACGGCAACUCCGACCCCGAGUCCACUAUUGAAGUCAACCUGCAGAAGGCUCUCGCCGAAGCCUCGGAGACCUGUACCCAGGAAUGUCUGAUCCUGGGUCAUUCUGACAGCUGCUGGAUGCCGCCAGCGCUGACCCAAUUCCAGACGUCCGGUGCCGCCACUCUGCCCUCCUUUGGUUUUCAACAAAGCUGGGCGCGGGGGACCAAGCCAGAUGGGCGUCACACUCUUGGCAGGUCAGUGCCCAAAGAUGAUCUGGACAAAGGGAGCAACCGGCCCCAAUUCUACAACACACUUGAGAGACACUGCAGCAAGAAAGAGGAUACUAUCAAGGUCAUCCCUCUAGCCAGCUUUUCCGCCACGUCCAGCCCUCAGACGUCCGCGAGUGGAGGCUCCUUCCUGCGCGAGCAUCAGCUGUAGAAGCGAGGGUAGGCCUCGGAGCACGGCAUAAUGAGAGUGAUUGAAAACGAAAAGCUGACGGGUUCUGAUGAUUAUUAGCAUCUGUCAAACGUUUCUUGACACGAGAUGUUUUUAAACACGCCAGAAGGGGAAGUUAAAGCAAAAGACAGUAGCUUUCAAUAACCUCAAUGAAACUGAAACAUGUAAAGUAGACAAAUGGUAGAUAUAGACCAAAGUAGCUACACAAGUAAAAAAUGAAAACGAAAAAAAAAAGUGGUUUAAAUGUGUCUUAGUGACAGAUUAGUGGCAAAUGAAUUUAGCUUUACUGUUGAUCAAAAGGGACGAGAUUUUUAUUUCUUUUUUGUGCACCUUUUGAGUGCAGCUUGACAGCAAAUUAAUUUUAAGUGUACACUGCUGGAAGACAUCAUUGCAUACGUUCACAUGCGCACCGAUAUUCAUACAUAAUUAUUAAAUUGAAGUAUUUAAAAAUAAAAAAAAAACACUCAUGUUCUUGUUACUUGUGUGCAUAUUCUGCACAUUAUUUGGUCUUAUUAUAAAUCCGCAUCCUUGCACGUCUGCAUUUCAGCAGUUAGCGGUCUUCGUGGGUUUAAUUGGUGCUCACUAACGCAAAGCCAGAGCUUAUUUCUUUGUGCUUUGCACAUAAACACAGACACGCUCAUAAACAAAACAAUGAAAAUUAGGCUCUGGAGUUAAGAACCGCAUUUGGAAUAUUACGACACAUGUAAGCAUAGUCAAUAAGGUCAAGUGUUAUGUGUGAGCGCUCGGUGACCCUGGUAUUUCUUUUGGCUUCGGUGAGGUGCGUCGUCUCCAGCUGAAUUUCCGCCUGAGUCAGUUUUAUUCUGCUAAAGAGACGUUGUUCCAUGCCCCUUAAUGUGCAGCUUGCUCUGUCAAGACUACAGAUACAGCUAAGCCUCUCAGCAAAAAUUAGUCUUGCUUGGUGUUAACACAGAAACUUUUAUAUAUAAGGUGUUUUUUUUUUUCUUCUUUAACUUUGACGUUAGCUCUUUUCUCCCCGGUGAGCUUAGAGCCUUCCUCAGAUUUUUAGUGUGUUGGUAGUUUCCAUGCACCUGACACCCUUUCUCUCCCAUUAUAAAAAGCCCGCUUAUUUUCUACAUUAUCUCAUUAGCUGAGGCUCAGACAUGGCUAAAAAGACAUCCUUUGUUUUUUCGCACCCCUACAUACAUUAUAUAUAUAUAAUGUAUGCACCACAAUAAGUGUCAUGGAACCAAUUACAAGAAUCUCCCAAUAGUAUAAUUACUUUGAUCAGUAAUCACUGUAACAGAAGCCGAGUACUGCUCUAUAAUAGUAUAAUUGGCUACCUUCUGUGUGUGCGUGUGUGCGUAUGUGACUGCUCGUUAGCUAGCGCACUUCUUUUUAAACUUUGCGAAAAAAUUAAGCGUUUGUGAGAUUUAUAUAUAACGAUGUCAAAGAAACAGCCUUAAGAUGUAGAUGUGUAUUGUAUGGAUGUGAUGACUGCUUAUUGAAGUAGAAGUUUGCUUACAAUCGUGUCACAUUUUUGUCGAAACAUUCAGUAUAUUCAAACAGAGACAUCAAGUAACCCCUUAAAGAGGCUGUGCGGAUUGAGAAAUCAGCACAAAUUUAAUUCGCUAACAGUCCUCAUAUACUGAUGACACAGAAAUAUUUGGGUCAGUGAUCCAAAAAAUGACUUCACUAUAAAAUAGUGUGCGUGCCAGCGACAAGAGACGUGUCACAGCGAAGACGUGUUGGAAGUGUGUUGAUGUGAGAGAACUGACAAUCACUCUGGCAGCUGUUCCCUAAACAACAAUAUAAAAUCUGCCGAACACUCAUGAUUGAGAGGAAUAAUUGCAGUGUGGGACUCUAUCAAUGGAAGGAAGCAGUGCCCUGUGCUAGCUGUGACUGUAUUGUUGAGACAAGAGUAUCGAGUGACGGUGUAAGGACAGCGACUCAACUCGCACUCUCCUAAUCCACACAAUAAAUCGGAAAAGCUCGAAAGACAAGGUGUGAAAUACUAAUAUAAGCCGUAGUGUCUGUAUUGCAUAACACAGUUUGAAAAUCUUUGCUUUGUGUUCAUACAUCACACCACAGAAUGCACUAAGUUGCAAAUUAUUUAAAAGAUUAGCAUCAGUUUUUGGAAGUCUUUUGAGCUUACAAUAAUUAAAAACAAUGAGCUGUUGAGUCUAAUAACACAUUCAAAAUGUUCAGAACUGCAUAAUUUUAGUGGUUUUACAUUCUUAAAGUCAACAUGAAAUCAAAGCUGACCCUAUAAACUGUUAUUCCUGCAGAGGAGCCAAUAUCUUUAUCUCUUACAAUCUUGCACAAAAUAUUCAUAUCUAUAUUCGUAGGUGGGUGGUGCUUUAAUCAGAAGUUCGUAAUAUUGCUUUACAUUUUAAAUGUAAUUAUGUUCCCUUCGUGGUUAUUUAACAAAUAACCCCUGUAUAACAAUGUUUUUUUUUAUUUUUUUAUUUUUUUAUUUUUUUUAUAAAUAACUACAAGUGAACAUUUAUUAAAAUAUCGUAUAAUAUUAUAUCUGAGCCAAUAUGCAUUCCAAUGGCAAAUCUGAAUAAAUGUUAAAGAAUACAUAGCCUAAAGACAGUUUGUCCAAGAUAAUGAGACAGAAAACAUCAUGUAGCCUAUUGUAUAAUACAAGUUUUUAAAGUUCAAAUAGACAUCAAGUAGUAGAAAAUCUGUGUGAUUCGGUCUUAGUUGAUAUUAGUUUUGACAGAGAGCAGGACUUUUUUUAAGUUUCAUAAAGCAAACAUUUUGAAAAAUCACAUUUUUUGUAAGACUACAUCCAGAUCAGAUUGAGAACGAUGAUCAAAAACACAGAUGGAGUGGAUUGAGUGGAGCUUGACACUCCCAAAGUUACACAGUCCAAUAGCUUGUCCUGGCUUGACAUUUCAUUCAGUAAAAUUAGCCCGUUUUGAUUUGUAUGCCGUUUAAUGUCAAUCACAUUAUUUUACAUAUGGAGUUGAUUUAUAUAUUGACUGUUUCUGCAUCUUCUUCACAUGCGCUUUGAUCAGGAGAUUCUGUACUCUUUCAGAAGAUGUCUAAUAGCGCCCCCUACCGUAUAACAUUGAAAACAUGGAAAAUACAGACAUUGUCUCACAAAUUAUGGAAAUUUCUGUCAAUGGUGGGAAAUCCUGUUUUUUUUUUUUUUUUUUUUUUUCUUUUUUUAAGGGGGGUGGGUUCUUGGAAUAUUCGAUUUCUAUCAUAAAUUACCACAUACACAGAAUAAAAUAAAUGCUUUGCAAAUGCUAUUUCAUGUUGACUUUAUACAUGUAUGCACUUGAAGAUAAGUAUUUUCUGAAAUCUGAAAUUGACAUUUUUGAGUAGUGGAGCAACUACAUUAGUGCCAAAGGUUUAAAUAAGUAAAGAGGACAAAAAUGUGCGAGAAUGGAUGAACAACAACAAUAUUUGUGACUGAUAAAUAAAUGCAUAGAAAAUUUCAGUAUGCAUGGUAAUUCUCCCCUCUAGCACUUUUGUACUUUUCUAAAAAAGUUGGUUCCCUGAUGUAUCAUGUAAGCAGCCUUGAUAAUGAGGUAGUUCUUUCAUCUGAAACAAACGUAUAUUUGUGUAUUUUGAUUUUUAUUUUUGAUCGUUUUUUUCUGGAAAAUAUUAUGGCAGAUCAUCUCAGUAGUCAGGCAUCUUCAUUUGCAUGUGUUCCUGUUGACCUUCGCUGGCUGACUGUUCUGCAGCACUAAACUCUUGUUCUGACACUAAUCAGAAUCUGUGUACUGUCAAAUCUCUCGGGUUGUAUUAUAGUUAGUAUGAAGGAUUAGAAUGGCAUCACACUUUUUGCAUCCAACACGUCGAUACACAAAUCAAAUAAAUUUUUAUCAUUACCAUAGGGAAAAAAAAAAAAAAAAAAAGGAAGAAAAAAAAAGCAAGAGUAAAGUGUACAUAGAUAUACUUAGCAUUAAGCCCGGGAAAAA
Molecule: messenger RNA, 8265 nt
Organism: Pimephales promelas (fathead minnow)
Lineage: Eukaryota; Metazoa; Chordata; Actinopteri; Cypriniformes; Leuciscidae
Gene: pcdh11
Product: protocadherin 11
Biological process (GO): homophilic cell-cell adhesion
Cellular component (GO): plasma membrane
Molecular function (GO): calcium ion binding
Source: RefSeq, a predicted model, not a curated record